This is a messenger RNA of Morone saxatilis (striped sea-bass), 715 nucleotides long. It is a transcript of the gene fabp4a, whose product is annotated as fatty acid binding protein 4a. The coding region runs from base 101 to 505 and encodes 134 amino acids. Gene Ontology annotation, cellular component: nucleus; cytosol. The transcript has 4 exons. Gene Ontology annotation, molecular function: fatty acid binding. NCBI's taxonomy places the organism in Eukaryota, Metazoa, Chordata, Actinopteri, Moronidae. The record is from RefSeq and is a predicted model, not a curated record. Gene Ontology annotation, biological process: fatty acid transport.
CCACACUGCCAGAGAGUUGAAUCCGGAGUCACUCCACAGGGUCGUUGUUGUUGUGUUUUUGUUGUUGAGGAUAUCGCACCCAGAACAAAAACUUGCAAAGAUGGUUGAGAAGUUUGUUGGGACGUGGAAGAUGACUUCCAGCGAGAACUUUGACGACUACAUGAAGGCGAUUGGUGUGGGUUUUGCGACCCGGCAGGUGGGGAAUCGGACCAAGCCCAAUUUGGUGGUGACCGUGGACGAACAAGGGAUGGUAUGCAUGAAGUCUCAGAGCACCUUCAAAACUACUGAAAUCAAGUUCAAGCUGAACGAGCCAUUCGAGGAGACGACCGCCGACGAUAGGAAGACAAGGACCGUGGUGACUCUGGAAAACGGAAAACUUGUGCAGAAACAGAGCUGGGAUGGCAAAGAGACGAAUAUUGAGAGGGAGAUUGCAGAUGGGAAAUUGAUAGCGAAAUGCAUAAUGGGAGACGUGGUCGCGGUGAGGAUGUAUGUGAAGGAGGCGUGAUGGGGUCCCUUAUCAGCCCUAUCGUCUGACAGGCUCAGUUCAAUGAGCACAAUACCAAACUAAAAGUAAUGGCGUGUUCUGCUCUUCCUAUUCUUUAUCUUCACUGUGUUGCCAAAAUUAAAUUUCUGUGCCUCUGUUCUCCAACAUGACCUAUUUGGUUUCAUUUGGAAUUGUUGUGGUGAUUUGAAUAAAAAUGAACAUUUGUGAAAA